AUGGCAAACUGCUGUACAUGUCUUAGCAAAUCUGCUAACAUCAUAUUCUGCCUCCUACUAUUCGUCAUUGGAGGUUUUGUCGCAGGUGUCGGGAUAUGGUAUCUCGUCAGCGACUACAAGGAUUGGGUUCCCGAGUGGUGGAUUUGGAUUGCCGUCAUUACUGGUAUUCUUCUGGCUAUAUUAUCGUUUGUUGGUUGCUAUGGCUCGUUGAAACGAAAUAAAUGCGUGUUGUCUUUCCUGUGGGUGGCGUCUACUGUGUUGUUCAUUCUCUUCGCAAUAGCUGCUAUUGCAUCUACUAUCUUCUUUGCUGGUGUCGAUAACCUCAACGGCAAGACGGCUCAGCAGUUACUUGAAGUUAGUGGCAACGAUGGGAAUGUGUACAAGCAGAUUAGGGAUGGUUACAUUGCUGUGUUCACUGAUGAUGAUUGCAACGUGAAGUGUAGCGUCGACGAUGGUAAACUAUACUGUGGAUCCAUCACGUGUGAAAGUGAGGGAAUAGAAGAUCAGCUUAACCGCUGGAUUGGUCCCAGUUGGUGGACAACUGAUGUGAACUCCUUCGAAAAGUGUGUUGCUGCUGCUACUGUUGAAGACAACGCUAAUGAGAUGGCCGCUGAAGCGUGGUGUGCUAGUAACACUUAUGCAAUUGAUUGGUUCUGGCGUUGGAUCUUGGGGACAAUGAUUGUGUUGUGGUUCAUCGUUGUGUUCACGUUGUUCAUGGCUGUUGGUAACUGCGUUUUGAUGUGGUCGCAUUCGCAUCGGAAAGAUGCUGUGGUUAUGGCACCGAAAGCUGAGAUGGUCAGAACGCCUCCUAUGAAUGGUUUCACAGUAGUUAAAGUAUAG
Molecule: messenger RNA, 840 nt
Organism: Perkinsus marinus ATCC 50983
Lineage: Eukaryota; Perkinsozoa; Perkinsida; Perkinsidae
Product: Tetraspanin-4, putative
Exons: 1
Coding region: 1-840 (279 amino acids)
Cellular component (GO): membrane
Source: RefSeq, a predicted model, not a curated record